This is a messenger RNA of Cebus imitator (Panamanian white-faced capuchin), 1357 nucleotides long. It is a transcript of the gene HAUS7, whose product is annotated as HAUS augmin like complex subunit 7. The transcript has 10 exons. Gene Ontology annotation, molecular function: microtubule minus-end binding. Gene Ontology annotation, cellular component: HAUS complex. Lineage: Eukaryota; Metazoa; Chordata; Mammalia; Primates; Cebidae. Bases 70 to 1185 code for a protein of 371 amino acids. Gene Ontology annotation, biological process: spindle assembly; centrosome cycle. The record is from RefSeq and is a predicted model, not a curated record.
AGCAUGAUUGGCGGCCGCGCCUGCCUGUGAGGCCAGGGCGUGGGCGGGGCGUGGCUCGGAGCGCGAAAGAUGGCGCGGUACUACGCUGGCUGCGGCCGCGGCGGCGACGACUACUCAGAGGACGAGGGCGAUAGCAGCGUGUUCAGGGCGGCUGUGGAGGUGUUCGGGAAGCUGAAGGACCUAAACUGCCCCUUCCUCGAUGGUCUGUAUAUCACAGAGCCAAGGACAAUUCAGGAACUGCUGUGCAGCCCCUCGAAGUACCGCUUGGAGAUCCUGGAGUGGAUGUGUACACGGAUCUGCCCCUCGCUGCAGGACAGGCUCAGCUUGCUGAAAGGGGUCCCGACAGAGGUGAAGAUCCAAGAAAUGACAAAGCUGGGCCAUGAGCUGAUGCUGUGUGCACCAGAUGACCAGGAGCUCCUCAAGGGCUGUGCCUGCGCCCAGAAGCAGCUGCACUUCAUGGACCAGUUGCUCAACGUCAUCCAGAGCCUGACUGUUGGGUGCUCCAGUUGCUCGAGCCUGAUGGAGCACUUUGAGGACACCAGGGAGAAGAACGAGGCCUUGCUGGGGGAGCUCUUCUCCAGCCCCCACCUGCAGUUGCUCCUGAAUCCAGAGUACGACCCAUGGCCCCUGGACAUGCAGCCCCUCCUCAACAAGCAGAGUGAGAACUGGCAGUGGACCAGCACCUCUGCCAAGUCCGAGGAGGAGGAGAAGCUGGCGGAGCUGGCCAGACAGCUGCAGGAGAGUGCCGCCAAGUUGCAGGCGCUUAGAAUGGAGUACUUUGCACAGCACGAGCAAGGGGCCGCUGCGGGUGUGGCCAGUGUCGGCACCCUAGACCAGAAGCUGCGUCUGGUCACCUCCGACUUUCACCAGCUCAUCUUGGCUUUCCUCCAAGUCUACGAUGAUGAGCUGGGCGAGUGCUGCCAGCGUCCCGGCCCUGACCUCCACCCCUGCGGCCCCAUCAUCCAGGCCACGCACCAGAAUCUGACUUCCUACAGACAACUGCUGCAAGUGAUCGUGGCAGUCGCUGACACGUCUGCGAAAGCUGUGGAGACUGUGAAGAAGCAGCAGGGUGAGCAGAUCUGCUGGGGCAGCAGCAGCUCCGUCGUGAGUCUAGCUGCCAAGAUGAAUGAACUACUGGAGAAAUACAAAGUCUUCAGUGAUGGCCCACGCAAACGCACAGGAUAGUGGGGGCAGGAAGCCCUCUCCUGAGACUGGCGUGGCUGGGGAGUGAUGAGCGUGGCAGCAGAAGCCCUUGCAGCCCCACGUUGUGCUCUCGGCAGCGACCUUUGGCCCCGUUGGGGAGGGAGAGACAGAUGGGCAGUUUGAUUCAGACACAAAGAAAGCCUGUUUCUAAGCA